Messenger RNA from Aedes aegypti (yellow fever mosquito), 1292 nucleotides. Its product is annotated as protein lozenge-like. Gene Ontology annotation, biological process: regulation of DNA-templated transcription. Gene Ontology annotation, molecular function: RNA polymerase II cis-regulatory region sequence-specific DNA binding; DNA-binding transcription factor activity, RNA polymerase II-specific; ATP binding. Lineage: Eukaryota; Metazoa; Arthropoda; Insecta; Diptera; Culicidae. The record is from RefSeq and is a predicted model, not a curated record. Bases 747 to 1277 code for a protein of 176 amino acids. The transcript has 3 exons. Gene Ontology annotation, cellular component: nucleus.
AUAUGUUGCUGUAUGUGUGAGUGACUCGGAGUGUGCAUAUGAAUGGCCUUCCCAUAUGUGUAUGUGACGAGCAACCUUUAAAUCAAGUGUAUAAAUUUUGACUAGAUUUGGCGACCUUUGCAUAGUCGAUGACCUUCGGUAGCUAGAUUGAGUGCCAAUUGUAUUUGGGCAAGUGGACAAACGCUGCAUGUAAGGUCAUGGUUGGUAAAGAUGUCUGACUUGCAGGUGGAUUCAGACGGUAACAUGUGUAUUGAUGCAGUAAAGUGUUGCAUAUGAGUUGGGCGAGAAUGUGUGGUAUAGGAUGCUCGUACGAUAGAUUGCAAUAAUAACGAGGGUGUGUGUGUGUCAUGUUUGAUGUUACGUGAUCAUACGCGCGGAUGGAGCUGCGCUUUCUGUUUCUUCACUGGGUCGGUGAUGAGCGGUGAGAGGUCCCGGCUGAAAUUUGUCUGGCAGUUGAUAGGGUAUGAUGAUGGUGAUGAGCUGCUCUGCGAAGCAUUGAUUGAAACAGACCCGACGGUGACUAAUAUCUUCCAAUCGAAUGUGCAAAUAUCUCACGGAGAAGUGUUCCGAAAGUUGAAGAAAAGAAAACGAGUGAAUACCUAGUUAUUAUUCCGCGGCGGUUUGUCGUACUAUUAACCCGAGUGAGUGAGUAAUAGCCGAUUGAAAUCGUUGAUUUGUGAUUUGUGUGCUUCUCAGCAAGUGUGAAUCAAAAAGCCUUCAAAAUUGCCCCGAAAACAUCGUUCCGAAUGCAUUUGCCCAGCGGUGGACCCACGGCAAUUAUUCCACCGAUCAGUAACAACGAAGCCAACGUGACGCCGACGGCUUCCACCGAGUGGGACAUCUACAAGGACGAAGAAAUGCUGGAACCGCCGGCUGGGGCCAACAACAAUGCUGAGAAUAGUUCACCAAGUCCCGGGGGAUCCGGUGACCUUUGGUGGAUCGAACGGAUGGUCAUGGAAGCGCAACAAGAGUACCCGGGGGAAUUGGUGCGAACCGGUAGUCCGUAUUUUCUCUGCUCCGCCCUACCCAACCACUGGCGAUCCAACAAGACGCUACCGAGCGCCUUUAAGGUGGUCUCCCUGGGCGAUGUCUGCGACGGGACGAUGGUAACCAUCCGUGCCGGCAAUGACGAAAACUUCUGCGGUGAACUGCGGAAUUGCACAGCUGUGAUGAGGAACCAAGUGGCGAAAUUCAACGAUCUCAGAUUCGUGGGCCGCAGCGGGCGAGGUAAGUUUGCUAUCAAAGUAAAACCUUUAUUCACAUACUUCGUCAAUUGAAUCAGUUCGUAUAAU